GACUCCUCUUCAAUGUUUCGGUCCAAAGCGGAACCCGCCCAAAGAUGGAAGAGAGGAACAGAGCCCACUCCCAACCGCGCGCUCCCUCGCUGACACCACGCGCCGUCCCUCGCCACCUCCGCACCGCCGCCGCGCUCGCGGCCGCCGUCCAGGGCUUCAUCAACGCGUCCCCGCCCCGCGCCGAGUCGCAGACCCUCCACGCCCAGCUCCUCACCUCGGGCCUCCGCGCCACCACCGGCCUCUCUGUCAAGCUCCUCGUCCUGCACAUCCGAUGCGGCUCCCUCCACAACGCCCGCUCGGUGUUCGAUGGAAUGCCAACGCCGACCCACGCCGCUCAUAACUACCUUGUCGCCGGGUACUUCCGGCGGGGCCUCCCCGGAGAGGCGCUCGGGGUCGUGAGGCGGCUCGCGGGGACCACGGGGCGGGUGGACGUCUUCGCGCUGUCCAUGGCGCUGAAGCUGUCCGCGGCGCUGCCGCUGCCAGCCGUCUUCCUGAGGGAGGUCCACGCGCGCGUGGUGAGGUCCGUCGUCGGAUUCGACGAGAUCCUCUUCGCCGCGUUAGUGGACGCCUACGUCAAGAAUGGGUCGUUGGGCUACGCACGGCGGGUGCACGGCAUGAUGCCCGUGCGGAGCGUGGUGUGCUCGACGGCGCUGGCCGUCGGGUGUAUGAACGAGGGGCUGUACGAGGAUGCCGAGGCUAUAUUCGUGGGGAUGGUGGAGAAGGACGUCGUUGCAUACAACGCGAUGGUCGAGGGGUACAGCAAGACGGAGGAGACGGCGGAGGGCUCCCUCGAGGUGUUCAAGGCGAUGCUGCAAGCGGGGUUCCGGCCGACGUUGUCGACGUUCGUGAGCAUUCUUGGCGCAUGCUCACUCUUGUCGUCACCGGAGCUCGGCGAGCAGGUGCAUUGCCAGGCGAUCAAGAGCAGCCUCUUCUGCGACAUCAAAGCAGGAAGCGCGCUCGUCGACAUGUACUCCAAGUGCGGCAGGGUGGAGGACGGCCGGAGGAUCUUUGACCGGAUGCUGGAGAGGAACGUUGUCACCUGGACAUCUAUGAUCGACGGGUACGGGAAGAACGGCCUCUCCGACGAGGCCCUCCAGCUGUUCGGUGAAAUGCGGAAGCGGCAGGACGUCAGUCCGAACCACACCACCUUCUUGAGCGUGCUGUCUGGGUGCGCGCACGCCGGCCUGCUGUCACAGGGCCAGGAGGUCUUCCAGAGCAUGGAGAGCGAGUACUCGCUGCGGCCACGGAUGGAGCACUACGCCUGCAUGGUGGACCUGCUGGGCAGGUUCGGAAGCGUGCGCCAGGCAUACGAUUUCAUCAGAGGGAUACCGGCGAGGCCAAACUCCGACGUGUGGGCUGCAUUGCUCGGGGCGGCCACGCUGCACGGGGACGGCGACCUGGCCGAUGUCGCGGCGAGGGAGGUCUUUGAGCUGAGCCGCGCGGGGAGACCGGGCGCCUACAUGGCGUUCUCCAACACGCUCGCGGCGGCGGGGAAAUGGGACGGCGUGCACGAUGUUCGAGAGACGAUGAAACGGCGAGGGGUGCUGAAAGACGCUGCCUGCAGCUGGGUCGGCUCUGAGAACUCGCCACCCGUCGACUGACGUGAAUUAAGGUCCCUUCAAGUGGAGUUUUUACCUUGCUCGUGGCUUGUAAAAUUUUUCCUGUAACAUUUUUACUUUCCUCUAUUGAGGAAAAAUCCAAUUUUGCAAUUCAUACUAUGUAGAAUAUACAACAAGUUGCAUGCUUUGUGAGACA
Molecule: messenger RNA, 1755 nt
Organism: Phragmites australis (common reed)
Lineage: Eukaryota; Viridiplantae; Streptophyta; Magnoliopsida; Poales; Poaceae
Product: pentatricopeptide repeat-containing protein At1g28690, mitochondrial
Exons: 1
Coding region: 45-1601 (518 amino acids)
Biological process (GO): RNA modification
Molecular function (GO): protein binding; RNA binding
Source: RefSeq, a predicted model, not a curated record